Bactrocera latifrons is the source of this 3525-nucleotide messenger RNA. RefSeq lists its product as uncharacterized. The transcript is spliced from 15 exons. NCBI's taxonomy places the organism in Eukaryota, Metazoa, Arthropoda, Insecta, Diptera, Tephritidae. The record is from RefSeq and is a predicted model, not a curated record. The coding region runs from base 43 to 2787 and encodes 914 amino acids.
UUGGUUUUUUGUUGUUUGUUUUUUGAUUAUAGAAGAUUUAAUAUGAAUUUUGUGGCCGCUCUUACUUGUGGUACUACUCCAGAGGUGGUGGCAUCGCGAUGUUUGAACCAGUUACUGCUUCGUUCCGAACCCCAAGGAGAGCUUUCCCUGGAGGCGGCAGCAGAUUUUAUUAAUGAACUGUUCAAAGCGAUUGGCUUGCACACCCAGAUUAGUCCACAGCAGUGUGAAACGGGAAAAGAUUUCGACUGGGAUGCAGCUGGUUGCCGCCGCUACAUAUUUCAUCGUAACUCCAUAUUUUUCAACAGUUUUGAGCUUUUUCUUAAUCAGCUAAGCAAAACAGUGCGCAAUAUACAAGCAAAAGCGGUGGAAUCUAAGGCAUUUAUACUAUAUCUCCAAUUACUGGGCGUUUGGUGUAAUUGCUGCAUGGAUUUGCAGAAACAAGACUCCGAUAUGCAAGUGAAGUUUCUCGUAGAACCAAUUGCGCGUAUUAAUUACCAGCUCUUUCUUGGUGUGCACCAAAUUAAAAGAAAAUGUGGUAUGGACUUUGGAGGAUUAGACAUAAUCAGCAGAUAUUUGCUGAAUAGUGCCUUACAUGGCUUAUAUUAUGAGGAAUGUCACCCAUAUAUAGCGGAAGGUUUAAGUAAAAUUAUAGAGCAGUAUUUUGGAACAUCCAGUGCCUUUAAUGAAGACGCAUUUCAAUUCUAUCGCCUUGUUUUUAGGUUGGGGCACCAUAAAGCAACACAUUGUGGUGUUUUUAAAAGUCUCAUACGCAUGCUGGAUAAACUUCUAAGGCAGCAAAGUGUAAGUAGCCAUCGUCAGCUUGUAAGCUUUCUUAUUGAAAAGAGUAUGCAGGAAAUUUACUACACUUUUCUAAAAUUGGAAAGAACGAAGGGCUUGCUAAAGGCCACACUCACCUUUUUAGAGAAACUGAAGCCACAUUUACUCGAUUUGGAAUGUUUAUCGCAGACGUUUCUGGAGGCAAUACUUCGACUUGCAUUGCAUAAAGAUGAAAACAUUUCAUUAACUGCAGCAGAAUUGUACAUUAAAAUUGCACGUGCCAAGACAUGCACUGACGACUAUAUACUAAAGCAUAUACUGGAGUUUUAUUUGGAAGAACAGACAAAUAUGGAAUCGAUGAUGCCUUAUGUUAAUGCUCUCUGGUCCUAUUUUCCUUAUAUGCAGUCGAUAGAAAUAUAUUUUAAGUUGUUGAAAGAUGCUGGAAACGUGCCAGAUACCAUGCAUUAUUUUGUUGCACAAUUUAUAAUAGUGGUGUACAAAAAAAUUUUGGAAUAUGACGAUUGUGAGCGUUAUGCAAAUGAAUUUAUUUGCGUUUACAAAACACUGCCUACAUUAUUCAAAGAAUCAAAUAGCGAAUGCGUCAAUGGCAUACUACUGCAAAUAUACAGCUUAUCUGAUCAAAAAAUGUUGUGUGAGCAUAAUGCUGAAUUAAAACAAUUUCUACCUAACCUUGAAGAUUACUUCAUAUCAAUAUUUAAGGGCGCUAGAAAGGUGAACUAUCUCUAUUUGUAUGCUUCAUUUGUGCAUUUUGCGCGCUCCAUUGCAAAGACAACAAAUUUCUAUAAAUUGGAUGGAUGCGGUUUACACGUCUAUGGGCAAUAUGUAGCUGCAGAGCGUGCACUUCAAGGUCUUGGUGCAGAAAACCCACCAACUGCGCAGCAAGUGGAUGACUACUGCUAUAUUUUACAAAAAAUUGGCGUUUUAUUGAAGGUAGGCUAUAACGUAUUUGAUCAGUUGGAACAUAUUAUGAAAACGCUGCAUGUGCGUCUACUCCAAACUAAACAAAUACAUAAGUUUGUUGAUAAAGAAAGUUUCAUUGAUGUAUAUGCCAUUGAUUUACUGGUGAGUGGCUGUAUUACGUUGUCACAAAAUAAAGAGUUCACAAGAUCUUCAAAAAUGUGGCUUGUGCGUGAAAUACUCGCCUUGGAAAAUUAUUUACUUAAAUUUCUAAGCAAAGCGGAGUCAAAAACUAAUGCUCAAAUGUAUCGUGUGAAAACGUAUUUUCUCUGCCUUACAAACUUAUAUUACUCAUUUCGUGAAGUUACUGACAUACCCAAGCUACCACUUAGAUUACAACCAUAUCAUGUCUUGGUUGAAACGUUGCUCUCUAGUUGUUUGCAGCGUAAACCGAAACUACAAGUUAUCAGCGAAGAAGAGUCGGAGUUUCAUCCUAAGCACAUUAUUAGCUAUCAGCGAAGUAUGUUUAACAGUUUCACGAUGCUUCACUCAACGAAGGAUAUUGAACUACCAUCGCCAGUAGCUUGGAAGUUAUGCAUGCGCUAUGGUGCGACCACACAUAAGUUCGCCGAUGAACUAUUUUCAUUUAUGCAAGCUUUAAUAAAACACCAUUCCAAAAUAUUUGCGCAUAUUUCUGCCGUAUUAAUAUACAAUUUGUACAAUCAAAAGCCACCGCUCACAAUAGACGUUAUACAGUCCGUUAUUUCUGCACAAAAGUCCUUCAUUGAUCAGCUUCCAGUAGAACAUACGCCCACCUUGCUCUGUGUUACUGUAGUCUUGCGCGUUUUGCAAUUUCUACAACAAGCCCUUAUAAAAAUACCACCCAUCACCGGCGGCAAUCGUUUGAUGGCUUUGAAGCACCUCUACCUUUACACAGAAAAUUUGAAUGUUAGCGAUGAUAAUGUGCUGCCCGAUAUUCGGGACCAAGCGAAAGCCUUGCAAAAUCACAUUUUAAAUAAUGGCGAACAAAUGUGUUUAAAGGCGUAUUUGUACAGUUUGGGUGUGAACACAGAAACCAAUGGAGGAAUAUAGGCUUAGGUUGCACACGCAACAAAGUUUUGAAAAAAGUAUAAAAUUAUCCCUUUGUUGACAAACAACUAAAAACAUUCUAGAAAUACGACGAUAUACUUACUUACCUGUAUGACAUUUAGUUUUAAGCUUUGCGGUAUUAUUUAUUUCCAUAAAUCAACCUAAUUUCCUUUUCAUUAUCAAUAUUUGUAAACAAUGAGUUAUUGCAUAUACAUAUGUACAAGAAUGUGUGCAUAAGAAAAUGAAAGGUGCAAAUUUGUAACUUUCCAAUGAAAUAUACUUAUGUACAUAUUUGCUUUAUACGCUGCUCCCUGAUAAGUUUGGAAAAGUUCACAAUUAACUGUGUUAUUAAAAAACGCGGUAAUUUCAUAAAUUUUAAUUUAUGCCCUAUAUUUAAAUAUACUUGGAAAUAAUUAUAUACUUGUCAGUUUGUUGCAAAUAAUUUGUGAUUGCUUAUCACUAAGUGACUUAUUAAUAUUAUAAGCAUAUUUAUUUAGAAUUUUCUCAAUUACGUGCACAUAGAUGUAUGUAUAUACAUACAUAUAUAUUUCAUUAUACAUAGUAUGUGCCUAAACUUUCUCCCCUGCCAACAUUUUAUAAUGAACUACCAGACCAUGUUUCCUACACCUUUCGUGUACUAGCUCAAUCAUAACACUCUAAAAUCGUCCGUUUGGUAAUAUUGUCUGUUAAUUAAUGUGCUUAUACUUACUUAGUAAAACUAUAAGGCGGAUCAUUGAAAAA